Messenger RNA from Grosmannia clavigera kw1407, 987 nucleotides. RefSeq lists its product as uncharacterized. The record is from RefSeq and is a predicted model, not a curated record. The coding region runs from base 1 to 987 and encodes 328 amino acids. NCBI's taxonomy places the organism in Eukaryota, Fungi, Ascomycota, Sordariomycetes, Ophiostomatales, Ophiostomataceae. The transcript is spliced from 3 exons.
AUGAAAUGUGACCAGCAGGAUAUCUUUCGAAUCGACUAUGGGGGACUGUUCGAAGACAGAAAGGUGGAAGACCUCCAGCAGAAAGAUUUUCUCUUGAUGCCACCUUCUGUGUACGCGUUUGUCCUGCGAAGCCGGCAAUGGGUCACAGUGCCCAUGGCAGGACUAUCAUCUGUUUCCUUUGAAAAUAAUUUUGAGGAGCUCAUGCUUCCAGCUGACCAUAAGAAAACGGUUCUUGCAUUGGUAGAGACGCACGAAAGAGGGCACGGAGCUUCUUCCGAAGCUGCUGAGAGAUCAACAGCCAACUCGCUUGAUAUUGUGAAGGGGAAAGGAGCUGGCCUUAUCAUUCUUCUUCAUGGGGAACCAGCCUUCAAGUCUCGUGUCCAUCUAAGCCUGUACUAUCCUCGUCUGGGUCUGGAUGCAGUUCUCAAACUCUGCGAGGUCUUUCUGCACAAAACGAAGGAGGCGAUGCAGCGACCGGGAGCCCUGCAGUUCCGCAUCAAGGAGGAUGAAAUCUUCAGCUUUGCCAAGCGGCACCACGAGAGUCUGCACAAGCAGGGAACUUGGAAUGGGAGACAAAUUCGAAACGCGUUCCAGACGGCCAUUGCACUCGUCGAAUACGACAUUAUCAAGCAGACAUCAACGUCCAAGAAGCCAUCGCUCGGGAAGAAGCAGUUCAAGGUGGUGGCCGAGGCUUCGCGCAAAUUUGGCGACUACCUAAUCCGCACCCUGCAGGGCUUCGACGACGAGAUUGCGGCCAAGGAUCAAUGGCGUAAUGAUCAGGACCAUAACGUUUCCAUAGGUGCAGGCAGGCCUUCGGAAAGCGAGUCGGGAAGUUCCGAAAGUGGGGCGGAGGAGGAGAAGGCGGUGCCGCCAAUGGGAAUCGCCAAGGGAAAGUCCAAGGAGCAGGACAGCGGGCAAUUCGACAAGGAGCUGUUUGAAGAGUUUCGUCGAUUCAAGAUGAUGCAGGAAAAGUAUGGGGGGGUGUAA